AUGGAAGCUGCUCAAUAUCCAGGGAUGAAAGGGGAGAAGGAGCUCGCACGCCUUAGCGAGCUGAAGAGACGACUCCGUAUGGUUGAGAAGGAGGAAACAGAGCGAGAAGAUAUGAUAAAGGGAAAGAAAAAGAUUGAAAUAAGAGCUGAGGAUGAAGAACAACCUCCAUCCAAAAGGUCUCGCAUCGAUUGUGACAAAGCACAAGAUAGCAGCACAGAAGUUGAUGCGCAACCCGAAGUUCUCUUCGUCUCUAUACCCAUACUUCUCGACUUCCCUACGGCGUCCAACACUCUCCAACUCCAUCCGCACAAGAUACCAACAAUCGGCCCCUCAUCCUCCGACUCUACGGCGCACCCUCCGCUCCGCAACCAUCCAAUCGUUCAAGCACUCCUCCUAGCUCUCGCGCCCGCAUACCAACAACUCUACCACCAUCCAGCCAUCCUGAACCCCACGCACCGCCCGGCUCACCAUUCGUUCCUCCCGACGCCGUCCGAGGCGUUGCAACCCUCAGCUUCCCAUGUAUAUGGAUCAACUGUAACAAGCACUGCGGCACAAUCGAGCGAGCCAAGCGGCAUAUCAAGACCACGCAUAUGA
Molecule: messenger RNA, 594 nt
Organism: Cadophora gregata
Lineage: Eukaryota; Fungi; Ascomycota; Leotiomycetes; Helotiales; Ploettnerulaceae
Exons: 2
Coding region: 1-594 (197 amino acids)
Source: RefSeq, a predicted model, not a curated record